UAAGUGUGUUAUAACCUUAAUAAAACAUAAUAUAAAAACUCUCGGUAUCAACGCUGCACAUAAUUUCCUGUUUUAGUAUAGACAUGAUGAUCGUGCUGUUUAUUGCUAUUGGAGUGAUAGUUUUGAUUUUAUCAUCUCGUAAUUACACGUAUUGGAUUUUUAGAAACGUAAAAUGUGAUCCUCCAAUACCACUUUUCGGCAAUUAUUACAAAGUAUUGUUAGGAAUGAAAACUGAUAUCGAAGACGUAAGUGAUUUAUAUAAGAAGUAUAAAUCUGAAAAGGUAGUCGGCUAUUACCGCGGAACAACUCCAGAACUUAUUAUUCGAGAUCCGGAUAUAAUAAAAAACAUUUUAAAUGUUGAUUUUUCACAUUUCCAUGCUCGCGGAGUAGGAAGAGAUCCAAAAUAUGAACCUCUUAUGUUGAAUGUAUUUUCUAGUGAUGGUGAUCGCUGGAAAUUACUCCGACAUGGUCUUUCACCAGCAUUCACCAGCAACAAAUUACGAAACAUGUUUCCUCUGAUAUUAAAAUGUACAGACAAACUUCAAGCAGUUGCUAAAAUAUUGGCAAAUAAAGGUGAGCAAAUUAGUGCAGUAGAUUUAAUGUCACGUUUUACAAUCGAGUUUAUAGGUGCUUGUGGUUUUGGUCUUGAGAUGAACACAAUAAAUACAGAAAAUUCUCUAUUUAUAAGACUAAGAGAAAUCAUUUUUACAAAAUCUAGAAAACAAAUGCUACUUUUUGCCCUACGUGUUUUAUUUCCUGGUGUUAAGAUUAUUAACAAGAUUCCAAUUGCCAAUGAAGAAGUACAAACUACUAUUCUGGAAAUAAUGAAAUGUAUACGGGAUCAAAGAAACAAUAAACCUUCUGAUAGAAACGAUUUUGUAGAUCUGUUACUAGAAUUAGAAGAAAACAAAAUACUUCGAGGAGAUUCUCUCGAUAUAAAAGACGAGAAUGGAUUACCUAAGAAAGUUGAACUUGAAAUAACACCUAUGAUUUCUGCAUCACAAUUAUUUAUAUUCUUUGCUGCUGGGUUUGAGACUUCAGCUACUGCUAUGAGUUGCACUUUACAUCAACUAGCAUUCCACCCUGAAAUACAAAUAAAAGUGCAUGAAGAAAUUGAUACUGUACUAUCUAAAUACGAUAACAAAAUUUGCUACGAAGCAAUAAUGGAAAUGUCUUACCUGGAAAUGGUUUUCAAAGAAUCUAUGAGAAUAUUUCCUCCAGGUGGAGUGACAUUUCGUGUCUGUAUAAAAAAAUAUAAUAUUCCUGAACUCGGAUUAACUAUAGAAGCUGGAACAAAGAUUAUAAUACCUAUUCAAGCAUUGCACAUGGAUCCAAAAUAUUAUGAUAAUCCAUCAGAAUUUAAACCCGAUAGGUUUUCUCCUGAAUCAGUAAAAACACGGCACAGAUAUGUUUACCUUCCAUUUGGCGAAGGACCUCGAAAAUGUAUAGGUGCUCGCUUAGGGAUUAUAGAAUCGUUGACUGGACUAGUUGGGUUAUUACAAAAAUUCACUGUAGAACCAGCACCAUCAUCUAAGAAAGAUAUCAAAUCCAAAAAGACCGCGUACCUAGUGCAGGUGAACGAUGACGGAGUUCCAGUAAAAUUGAUUCCACGAAAAACACAAAACGCAUAGUAUUUGGGUAAAACCUAAUUUAUAAACAAAAUAUGACAGACAAUUAAUGAUUUUUAUACUUAAAUGAGGGCCUAGCACGA
Papilio machaon (common yellow swallowtail) is the source of this 1711-nucleotide messenger RNA. RefSeq names its product cytochrome P450 6B5. The transcript has 2 exons. Lineage: Eukaryota; Metazoa; Arthropoda; Insecta; Lepidoptera; Papilionidae. The record is from RefSeq and is a predicted model, not a curated record. Gene Ontology annotation, molecular function: heme binding; oxidoreductase activity, acting on paired donors, with incorporation or reduction of molecular oxygen; monooxygenase activity. Bases 84 to 1631 code for a protein of 515 amino acids.